UUUUUUCCUCGCAUUGUUUUUUUUUUUUUUGGAAUUAUUUGUAGUGUCAAGUCGUUGCAUGCGGCAGAAGAAUAAAAAUUAUUUUUUGUUGCUCUUCACAUUGGAAAUUUACAAGUGCACAUACACCUGCGUACAUAUAUGUGUGUUUACUGUGCUGGUUAAUUACACCUUACAAUACUUGUGUAAUAAUUUCUUGUAAUCUCACAUAUGCUUGGGUUGAAAAAUCAGAAAAUUUUUCGUCAUCGAUUCAAAAAAAUCAAUAUUUGAAAAUUUGUAUACUUUUCGUGAUUUUUCUUUUAAUAUUUAUAUAAAAAAUAGUUUUUUUAACAAAUCAAAUUAAAAAUGACCAGCAGCAACAUUAACAAAAUUAUACGCAGCAAUAUCACAUUAAAGCCGUGGAUACUUUCGAAGAAUACUUCAGAAAUUGUCAACACCUGCAUACAGAAAAUUUACAAACAAUCGCAAAACAACUUCAAGAAUGACCAGAAUAAAAUCGCCGCAGCAAAACCCGAGAACAGGGGACCCCUCCGCGCGCUCAAAAUGCAGGAGCGCAACCGCGUACCGCUCAGUAUAAAUGUGACACGGACAAAAAAAGGUGCCGCAACGGCAACGGCAAAUGCAACAAGCACCGGCAAUGCGCCCGCGGCGGCCGGUGCUAGCGGAGGCACUGCUGCAGCCCCUGCUGGCGAACGUCUCGCUAGCAAUGCAGCGGCAAAUAAUCGUCGCGGCGCCGUUGCAAAUCUAUCUGCACAUCGCAAAUUGUUGAAAUCUUCGCCCAACUACAAAAUCUACGGUACACGACGUUUCGGUUCGAGCGCCAGCAGUUCGAAUGCGAGCAUCUUUCGACGCAACGAGGAGCGACGCCGCACCUCAACGCAAACCGCGCAAUUAAACUAUCUGCUGCGUACGUAUGCGACGCAAGCGAAAGAACGCAAAGCUUUUGCGAACGCCACGAUUAUGCCAAAGUUUAUGGUAUCGGCGCGAAAUCAACACAUGUCGACGCGCGUUCACAGCGAAUCGCUGCCGCCACAUGUCAUACAAACAGCAACGGCGAUACAACGCGAUCUGAUGCCCAUCGAUAGCAUGAUAAAAGAUCGCAUUGCGCUUGGACGUCCGCGUACCAACAAAAUGGCUGUGCAGAAGCCGAAAAAUCAGGAUCCCAUGAGCGGUUGGCAUCAUCCGCCAUCGCAGGACCUUUUCCAGGCGCGUUUUAAUCAGCACGGCAUCGCCAACGACGAACUGCAGGAACAGUGUCGACGCAUGAAAAACGCCAAUAAGCUGCGUCAGUUCGAGCAAUUGCGUCAAAUGGAAAAGCGUAAUACCAUUUUGGGCCACGUGGGCAAGAAACCGCCACGUCAACAUGUCUUGGAGGAGUUCGAGAACAAAAUGAAGAUAACGUCGCCGAGCAAAUCUCCGCAAAAUCCUGUACGCCAUCAGGCGCCACAGUUCGAGCACUCAUAUCUGACACGUGUCACACGUCAGCAACAAAUCGGGGCCGUAGAUACGGAAACAAAGGCGCUGUUGCCCGUUAAUGAUGUAGCGCCGACAAGUCCUACAACGACGUCUGAGGCAGCUACACAAAACAACGCCUCAACAGCGACACAAACAACAGGUGAAAUGAGUUAUGCCGCGAAUGAAGCCGCCACGCCUACGACACUGAAUGCCGCCGGAUCGGUCAAAAGCAGCGCAGCAAAUGCGCAAUUAAGUCUGCCGGCACCCGAAAUUCCCGAACCCGAUCCCUCGGUAACUGUGCAAAUCAAUUCACCCCUGUCAAUCACGAAGAAAUCAGCGACAUCACAGUGGGCAGGCAAAGCUGCGGCACAUCACUAUACAAUGCGUUUCAGUCAUACCACACAUUUGAAAAAAUUCUGAGCGUACAACAACGUGAGGAAAGAACUCCGAUAAAACCCAUUCUAGAUGUGUAAGAUCAUGAGGUCAUUUUAGGAAGUCGUAAGACGAUAAUUAACGAAUAAUAGGAUAUUAGUAUAUACACACAUAUGUACUCAGGUAUAUAUGUAGGCGAAUAGAUAGACGUAGAGAAAGAGAAGGACCGAUGCGUAGCGUGGUAAAUGUGAGAAGAGAGACAACAAAAAAUAUAGAAAAACAAUUACUUAUGCAAAGUCUUACGACACGAUAACGGUAAAUACAUGAAAUUUUGUUACUAUUGCUAUCUCUGUCACACUCAUUAAGUGAUUCUUCUCUUCCAGCGCUCGCAUUGCUCUCACUCUCUUCUCUACUGUUGGCUCAUCAAUUUGUUAUGCGUAAAUUUUCAAUGGAAAAGGGCAGACGAUAUAAAUUAAACGUACUCCAUUUUGGUUAUUUAUUUAUUUUAAUAUUUGGUGCGAUAGUCAUGUAGUAAUGUUAGUAAGAAUGUGCUCAGGCUGAUGUUUUGAAAUGUUGAACAAAAAUUAUUAUACUUACAUUUGAUAUAAUCGCCGUAAAUUGAUAUGUGUUGUUGCAGUGAUUAUAAUGAUUAAAUAUAAUCAUACGAUUACAAAAGUGGUUCAA
This is a messenger RNA of Zeugodacus cucurbitae (melon fly), 2508 nucleotides long. RefSeq lists its product as uncharacterized. The transcript is spliced from 3 exons. The record is from RefSeq and is a predicted model, not a curated record. The coding region runs from base 343 to 1872 and encodes 509 amino acids. Lineage: Eukaryota; Metazoa; Arthropoda; Insecta; Diptera; Tephritidae.